AUGUCUUUAAUUUCCACAAAGACUGGUAGCAGUCUGAGAAUAGCUCCUGACCAAGGAACCAGCUUACCAAUUGAAAUAUGGCAAAUUAUACUUCGACAUCUCAAAGCAAGAGAUCUCUGCCAUAUUUGCUGUGUUUGUCAACAAUGGAGAGAUGUUAUGCUUUAUGUCGACUCCACAAGAUGGAAAGAGUUAUAUUCAUUAUGCACUGACUGGAAACAUCCUAACUGGCCCUUGGAUACCACAAUUGAACCAUCGUCUUGGAAAGAUGCAUACAGAGACCAAUACCUAGCCAACAGAUUUUGGCAAAAUGGCAGCAAAGAUUUUCAAUACAUGACAUGUUUAACUGUAUUAAAACGUACUAAGAUGAAAAGAGUUAUUAAUGUUGGACCCGGUGAAGAACAUGAAUCACUACGCAGUGCAUUAAAUGUUGCAAACGACUAUGAUCAAAUUUGUGUCCAUCCUGGUAUAUAUGAUGAACAAUUUGAGAUGUCAUCCAAAAUACCAUUUGAAAUUAUUGGUUGUGGAGAAUUGGGGAGUGUCAUAUUAGUUGUUUGUAUCGAACAGAUAGCUACUACUGGAAGAUUAAAUAAUCUGGUUUUAAGAGCUCCUUGGUUUACUUCUUUUAUUUUAAAGAUACGUUCUGGUUUUAUACAAAUAGAUAAUUGUAUAUUAGAAGAUGGUAUGUUAUAUAUACAGAAUCCAGGAUCAUGUCAUGUUCGCUUCUCAUCAUUUCGUCAUGCUUCAAUAAUUCUACAACAUGUUAACGCAAGUAUCAUUGAAAAUUGUGAAUUUUGUCAAAGUGACACAGCAGACAUCAUUGUUGAAGGACAUGUCAAAGAGGAAAAGAAUUGGACAUUUUCAUAUUUACAACGACUAACUGAAAGAUUUGUUGACGCAAUUAUUGAAACUAAUUCAGAAUCAAUUGAAAUGAGUCAAACUUAUGAAAGUGAUGAUAAAGUCAGUAAUAUCAGUGAUAUUAUGGAAGACAACAGAGACUCUUGUCAUGUGAUGAAUGGUAUGAUAGAGAAAAUGUCGUCUGUUGGUGAUUGGGUCAAAUCUAAUCCCAUUGAUUAUAGACAUGGUGGUAGUGCAGAAGACGAAUCUAGUCAAGAAAGUAUAUCUGAUGUUUUACAAGAUUUGGACUCCAUUACAGAUCCAGGUAUGCCAAAUAUCUCCUAUUUGAACAAUAAGCUCUCUGAUGUUAAACCAUUGAAAUUUGAUUUGCGAAAGAAUUCUGCACCGUUUGGUUUAUUGCAGCAGAUAAAAGGGUGUUUGAUACAUCAUUGUCGUAUGACGUACAGUAAGGGUGGGGUCAUGGUCAGUUUACAAGGUGAAGCUAUAAUACUAGAAUGUGAUAUCAGUAAUGUUAGUUAUGGUAUAAGAUGUAUACAGAAUGCUCAGGUUACUAUUCUGAAGAAUAAAAUACAUCAUUGUCGAACGUCUGGUAUCUUUAUGAGAUUAGCUUCACAGGGACUUAUAGCAGGAAAUGACAUCUAUUGUAAUCUUGAAGCUGGUAUUGAUGUCAGAAAAAAUGCUGAUCCUGUCAUACAGUAUAACAAGAUACACAAUGGUAAGAGAUCAGGUAUUGUGGUAUUAGGUAGUGGCAGAGGUCAUAUACAAUUUAAUGAUAUAUAUGAAAAUAAAGAAGCUGGUAUUUAUGUCUUGUAUGGUGGAAAUCCUCUAAUAAGUGGUAAUAAUAUCUACAAUGGUCAGGCUGCUGGUAUUGCUGUUAAUGAAGGCGGAAAAGGAUUGAUAACAGAAAACAAUAUAACCUGUAAUCAGUGGGGUGGUAUAGAUAUUAGACAUGAUGCUAAUCCUAUUAUACAAGAUAAUCUAAUCAGUAAUGGUAGUGGAGAUGGUAUAGUAAUUGGUGAAAGGGGUAUUGGUUGUUUACAGAACAAUGUCAUUUCAGGAAAUGCUGGUUGUGGAAUAUGGAUAAUGAAUGGUAAUAAACCAUAUCUUAAUGGUAAUCAAAUUAGUUGUAAUGGUGAUUGUGGUAUUAUGUUGGUUGAUAAAUCUGUAAGUAUACAGUCUAAUUAUACCAAAUAUAUGAUCACUAAUAUGAGCUUCUAG
Lottia gigantea (owl limpet) is the source of this 2073-nucleotide messenger RNA. RefSeq lists its product as hypothetical. The record is from RefSeq and is a predicted model, not a curated record. NCBI's taxonomy places the organism in Eukaryota, Metazoa, Mollusca, Gastropoda, Lottiidae. The transcript has 9 exons. Gene Ontology annotation, biological process: ubiquitin-dependent protein catabolic process; regulation of apoptotic process; protein ubiquitination. Gene Ontology annotation, molecular function: protein binding. The coding region runs from base 1 to 2073 and encodes 690 amino acids.